AUGGCCAUAAGUGGCGCCGUAGUGGCUACUGCCAUGUCCGAUGCUUGCCUCGUGAUUACUGCAAUCUUUACGGCCCGAGUCAACACUGACGGAGCCAUGGCUGUUCUGAAGGAAGUCUCUGACAUUGUCAUCCCCAGCUUCUUUGCAGUUGUUUUCGCUACCUUCGCUAUCCUAACCCUCAUUGACGGCAUCCCAGCCAUAAGCAUCGCCUUCCUCAUCUCAUUUCCCGUCGAUUUUACCCUCAUGGCUAUCCCAAUUAGCUUGACUAUCCUGGCUCUCAGUUCUCUCUCGACCAUGAUGAUGGCCCUCAUUGACGCCAUUUUUAUGACUGAAAACAUGCCCAUUCUCACCCCUUCCUGGGUCAUUACAAUCAGCUUGUCUCUUCUUUUUGCUAUCAGCAUGAUUGAGACGAUGAACACGACCAUCUUUACCCAUUUGCUGGGGGAUCUUACUGUUGUGGCUGUCCCGGCUAUCUGGACUACUACAGUGGGCCUCUUUGCCAUUUCAGCCAUUAUCAAUGCCAUUACUUACAUCGUUGCUAUGGUGAGAAGUACAGGAAUCGCUGCCUCUUUCCUAGUCUUUGCAACCGGCUUGACUAUCUUAAUCUUCGCUGCUAUCUCAGCCUUACUGCCUAUCCCGUUCAGCCUUCAGAUAAAUACCAUGACUCUCGGCCUACGAGUCAUUGUCAGAAUAUUCCGUACAGGGAGCGGACAAAUGGAUACAAGAGAGUCACUACGCCUACUGCACCAAAUGCGGUUCAUUUGA
Molecule: messenger RNA, 765 nt
Organism: Penicillium cosmopolitanum
Lineage: Eukaryota; Fungi; Ascomycota; Eurotiomycetes; Eurotiales; Aspergillaceae
Exons: 1
Coding region: 1-765 (254 amino acids)
Source: RefSeq, a predicted model, not a curated record